Messenger RNA from Pyricularia oryzae 70-15, 819 nucleotides. RefSeq lists its product as uncharacterized. The record is from RefSeq and is a predicted model, not a curated record. Bases 1 to 819 code for a protein of 272 amino acids. The transcript is spliced from 2 exons. NCBI's taxonomy places the organism in Eukaryota, Fungi, Ascomycota, Sordariomycetes, Magnaporthales, Pyriculariaceae.
AUGAUACGUGGAGAAACGCCGGCAGUCCACGCUCCGGGAUUUACAUCUCGAGACACGGCACGCCGGUUGGAGAAGUACAUUGGCAAAUGCCUGACGCCUUAUUCCCACAUUGCAGGACCCCCAGUGUCUAAAGUGGGGGUUGCACAGUUCGAGUUCCAGGCUCAGAGCGCCAAUGACUUCGCGGCACAGAGGACUGACACCAAGGACCGGUACUUUGCUGCUUCCCAAACCCAUCGCAAUCUCCAUAAACAAGUCGCAAAGGCGGCUGGGGUAUCGCCCCAAGAGGCACCCUGGCCUCGGAUUGUGGCCCUGAUUCAAUCCAUGUUCCCGGACCAUGUGGUGGCGACUGCUCGUGAGCCGCACCCGGACGGUCGCGAGUAUCAUGCUGGCAUAUACCGCGCUAUAGACUCAGGUACGCCUGUGCACUGCGACUGGUCUCCAUACGACUCGGCCACGGAGGAUUGGGUGAUUAAUAAGAUCACUCAUCAGGCCGUGUUCAAUUUGUACCUGGCGCCGAUGGCGCCCGGUGGCGGACACACCGUGGUUUAUGACCGCCAGUGGGAGCAUAGUGUGCUCAGUGACCGCGACCCUGAGAGUUACGGCUAUUUUGAUGAGGUUGUAGAAGGCCGUGACAGUGUCACGCUGCGUCCGGAUGUGGGAGAUCUGGUUUUUUUCAACACUCGUAAUUUGCACAGAGUCCAGAAAUUGGCCGCAGGCAGCGAAGCUCCUGCUUCUCGCAGGAUUACGUUGAGCAGCUUCAUUGGACUACUGCCGCGUGGCGUGCUGGGUGACCGCGAGUGCGUAAUUCUGUGGUCUUGA